Messenger RNA from Salvelinus fontinalis (brook trout), 2278 nucleotides. RefSeq names its product spermatogenesis-associated protein 22. The transcript has 8 exons. Gene Ontology annotation, biological process: meiotic DNA repair synthesis; gamete generation; regulation of meiotic cell cycle. Lineage: Eukaryota; Metazoa; Chordata; Actinopteri; Salmoniformes; Salmonidae. Bases 292 to 1503 code for a protein of 403 amino acids. The record is from RefSeq and is a predicted model, not a curated record.
CACAUACAAUUACAUUUUAUCUCCAGCCUGUAAGCUACAGAAAAGGCCACAAUCUCUUUCUACCAUAUUUAUAUAGCUAAUGUGCAGUCGCCCUACCCUGGUGCACUGCACAAGUAGCUAGGUAAGUGUUCUAGCUAUCUAUCUAGCCAAGACGUCAUUACCAUGAGAAAUCGCGGGCAUUAGCGCGUGACCAUCUGACUGAGUAGGAGGAGACCUGGCUCACCAGCUAGCCAGCUAUUUAUUUACAUUGGAACAGCAACCACAGAUUCUUUGAGUGGACACUGCAAUAAGAUGAGAAGAUAUGAAAUGCAGCAGGCCAGACCUACUGCAGGCUGCCUCUCUGUGCCUCUGUUUACCCAGAAGAAAAGGAGCAGGCUGCCUUUGACAUCCAAUCCCUCUGAGAAUGAAUUCUGCUCUAGCAAUGAAUACAUGUCCACACACAGCUCUGCUUCAUCCAACAACAUAUCUGGUAACACAGAAUAUUUCCAAGAUCAAGACCCAAGCUGUCCUGCACCUGCUACUCAGAACAGACAAGGCAACCAGCAUCAGUCUCAACCACAGUUUCAGUAUCCAAACAGUCGACUUGCACCUGAACCCGUGGGGAGAAACUUUGCACCUCUACCACACCCAUAUAAAGCUGUGAAUACAGGUCCGCAGAUGGGACAGCAACAGCCACCAGUGAGGCAGGACUCCAGAGCCCCUAUAAACCCCAGACAGAGCAACUACAACGGCCCCUGCAGCAGUGGGAACACACAGAGCAAGCCAGUACCGCCAAGUAGCUACUCUCAUAUGGGUCAGCAGCAGCAAUCUGGCUACAGACAGGGACAGGCCAACCCACCAGAGCCUCCUCUCUACUCCCAGCAGUCUACACCCAUUACCACAACAAGCAGACCAACUCCUGGCCCUCCAAGCAGACCAACACCUGGCCCUCCAAGCAGACCAACUCCUGGUCCUGGACCACAGCAGCAGAAACAGAACACAUCCUGGAAGUUUAAAAUGACCACCAACACUGGGCUACAGAAACAGCUGAUGGACAGUAGAGACAUAUAUCAAACUCAAAAUACCUCUCAGUCUCAGGUACAACAUACACCACCUGUGUUCCAGAUCAAACCAGCAACUGAGAACUCUUUGAGGAUACUGACUGCUGUCAUUGAUGGCAUGAGACACUGGAGCCAGUUCAAGGACAGAGCUCCGUACCUAUUUGAGAUUUUCGCUACUCUUGACUCCGCAGUCACCGCCGGGUCUCAUGGAGCUAAGAACUUCCUCAUGAGAGAUGGGAAAGAGGUGGUGCAGUGUGUCUUCUAUGAAAAUGAGCUGGACCUUCCCAGGCUGAUCCGAGGCCAGGUGCACCGCUGUGUGGGAAAUUACGACCGCACCAGGGACACACUCACCUGCAUGUCUGUCAGGGCUGCCCUGCACUCAGAGCAGAGGAAUGCACAGGAGUCUGUCAAAGCAUCGGACGCUGAGAUGAGGGGCCUGGUGAAAUCACUCAGUGAAGUCUGAUCAGAGGCACAGAAACACGUAAAGGGCAAUUCAAGGGCAAUACAAUUGUUUUUGCCCAUGGUUCCUUGUGAAGAUCACUAUAUGGCAAGUGUUCUCCUUUUCAUUAGAAACUGCGGGAUCCUAUAUGGAGUGUUGUCGUCUAUUAGAAACUGAAGGAUCCUAUAUAAAGUCCUGCUGUAUAUACAGUGCCUUUGAAAAGUAUUCAGACCCCUUGACCUUUUCAAAAUUUUGUUACGUUCGCCUUAUUCUAAAAUUGAUUAAGUAGUUUUCCCCCUCGUCAAUCUACACACACAGGCCUCCCGGGUGGCGCAGUGGUCUAGGGCACGCAGUGCUAGCUGCGCCACCAGAGUCUCUGGGUUCGCGCCCAGGCUGGGCUGGGUUCGCGCCCAGGCUCUGUCGCAGCCGGCCGCAACCGGGAGGUCCGCGGGGCGACGCACAAUUGGCAUAGCGUCGUCCGGGUUAGGGAGGGUUUGGCCGGUAGGGAUAUCCUUGUCUCAGUAUGUAAAAAUGUAAUAAAAUGUAUGCACUCUACUGUAAGUCGCUCUGGAUAAGAGCGUCUGUUAAAUGACUAAAAUGUAAUGAAAUGUAAUACCCCAUAAUGACUACGCAAAAACAGGUUUUUACUCAGUAUUUGUUGAAGCAUCUUUGGCAGCGAUUACAGCAUCAAGUCUUCUUGGUUAUGACACUACAAGCUUGGCACACCUGUAUUUGGAGAGUUUCUCCCAUUCUUCUCUGCAGAACCUCUCAAGCUCUGUCAGGUUGGAUGGGGGAGAGA